AUGAUCGUGUUUGCGUUUCGACAGAUACUGUUCACCGACCACUGUAAGGCGUGCAUUUGCAUCGACGGACAGAUAUUUUGCUAUUGGCAAUGCGACGACACAGCCCCUGCAGACACAAUGGACGAAGAGAUCGACGGCGAACCGCAAUCCACGUCCACGACGACAAACAUAAUUUCGACUACCUUCGAAACCGAUGUGAGUUCGAAAUCGACAAACUUUGUACCGCACUCGAGCUCCUCGGACGUUUUGCAGACAACCGCCGUGACACCCAACGAAGACGCCGAGCCGUUUUGCCUAGUUAUGGGUGUCAGAUAUAAGCCGGGCAGCGUUUUGCCCAGAGACGCGGGAUCCUGUCUGGAAUGCCAGUGCGGCCAAAACUCGCAGAUCGCGUGCAGCCCGAAGGACUGCAUAACGUUGAAUUCGUUGGCCGACGAGGACACUUCCGAACCGGAUUUCUACGGCAACAACAACGGCGAACAGAACAACGGAAAUUUCAACAUGGACAUGUUUGCCGUCAACGUCGUUUGA
This is a messenger RNA of Macrosiphum euphorbiae (potato aphid), 528 nucleotides long. The record is from the annotation of a GenBank genome assembly. NCBI's taxonomy places the organism in Eukaryota, Metazoa, Arthropoda, Insecta, Hemiptera, Aphididae.